Messenger RNA from Helianthus annuus (common sunflower), 1948 nucleotides. RefSeq lists its product as uncharacterized. Lineage: Eukaryota; Viridiplantae; Streptophyta; Magnoliopsida; Asterales; Asteraceae. The transcript has 3 exons. Gene Ontology annotation, biological process: carbohydrate metabolic process. The record is from RefSeq and is a predicted model, not a curated record. Bases 340 to 1752 code for a protein of 470 amino acids. Gene Ontology annotation, molecular function: hydrolase activity, hydrolyzing O-glycosyl compounds.
UUCCACCGGGCGUUGAGGAAGAGACGGUGAUUCAAUAGAAGCAGCUAGUCGUUGUAACAACAAUAAUAAUCAUCAUCUUCUACACCACCUAAUAUAUAUAUGUUCUUUCUUGAACAACAACCUAGAGAGAGAGAGAGAGAGAGAUUGAGCAAAUUUUGGUCUCAAGUCACAAUCAGCAUCAUCCAUCACUUCCAGAUCCAGACUUUGAACUCACGAUACCAUUUUCCAAACUUCACAACACUAAUCACUCGAUCCAGAUCAGAAGAUUACUUCACCUCUGUGGUCGAUUGAUUGGAUGCUUGUUAUUAUUAAUGGUGUCAGCAUUAUCUUGAAGGUUAAAUGGAGAACAAAACGAGGAUGAAGAACAAAUACAAGAAACCAACCACUUUAAAUUGCUAUGCAGGAAGCAGAUAUCGGUUCUCCCUUAUGGUAUGCAGCUUCAUAGGAUGCGUACUCCUGUUUCACGUGUACUUCCUUAACCAAAGUCAACACAGUCAACACGCGGUAAUGCAAAUGAACAGUGACCAUCCAUAUUACCGUGAGCUAGUAGAAGUGGAAGACGAUGGCAUUAAAAUCCCACCACCUAGAAAGCGGUCCCCACGUGCUAUUAAACGGAAACCUAAACGACCAACCACCCUGAUUGAAGAGUUUCUCGAUGAAUCUUCUCAACUUAGAUACAUAUUCUUUCCUGGUCAAAAGACUGCCAUUGACCCACUUAAUGAUGCUGGUAACGAAAGUCUUUAUUAUCAUCCUGGUAGAAUCUGGUUGGAUACUGACGGGAAUCCUAUUCAAGCUCAUGGUGGAGGUAUUCUAUAUGAUGAUCGAUCAAGAACGUACUACUGGUAUGGUGAAUAUAAAGAUGGACCCACUUACUAUGCUCACAAAAAGGCAGCAGCUCGGGUUGACAUCAUCGGUGUGGGUUGCUAUUCUUCAAAAGAUCUUUGGACAUGGAAGAACGAGGGUAUCGUGUUAGCAGCCGAAGAAGCAAACGAAACGCAUGAUCUUCAUACAUCUAAUGUAUUAGAAAGACCAAAAGUAAUUUAUAACAAAAAUACAAAUAAAUAUGUAAUGUGGAUGCAUAUUGACGACGCCAACUACACCAAAGCGUCUGUAGGAAUCGCCAUCAGCAACUCCCCGACGGGCCCCUUCGACUACAUCAGAAGCACAAGACCACACGGUUUCGAAAGUCGAGACAUGACCAUUUUCAAAGAUGAUGAUGACGUGGCGUAUCUGGUGUACUCUUCAGAAGACAACAGUGAGCUUCAUAUUGGGCCGCUGACACAAGAUUACCUUGAUGUGACAAAUGUCAUGAGACGGAUUCUCGUGGGCCAGCACCGUGAAGCUCCAGCGCUGUUCAAGCAUGAAGGGACUUAUUACAUGAUCACUUCGGGUUGCACUGGGUGGGCUCCAAACGAGGCCCUGGCCCAUGCAGCGGAAUCUGUUAUGGGCCCAUGGGAGACGAUGGGGAAUCCAUGUGUUGGGGGUAACAAAGUCUUUCGGCUUGCUACGUUUUUCGCCCAAAGCACGUUUGUUCUUCCUUUACAUGGGUUUCCGGGUGUUUUUAUAUUUAUGGCAGACCGAUGGAACCCUGCGGAUUUACGGGACUCGAGGUAUGUAUGGUUGCCUUUGUUGGUUGGGGGACCUGUAGACCGCCCCCUUGACUACUCGUUCGGGUUCCCUUUGUGGCCUCGGGUGUCGAUAUAUUGGCAUAAAAGAUGGAAACUUCCCUAUAAAUGGAGUGGUAAAAACUAAAAAGUGAUACAUGGAGUUAUUUCUUUUGUUUUUUUUUUCCUCAAUUUAGGGGUGUACUUAUUUUGUGUACAUUAGGUGGUAGAGGCUGUAUUGCUGUGUAUUGAGUGUGCAUUUUAUAGAGAGAAUAAUGAAAGCAUGAUAGAUGACUCCGGUCCAGCCAUUUUUAUUUGGUUAUAGAAGUUCAGAAUUCUUCAAA